AUCUCCUUGCAUUUAUCUACAUAUACAAAAAUUUCCUGUUAUUCUCUGAUUUGAUUAUUUUGAUUUCAAGUUUUCAAUGAGACAAAAACUGCAGCACAGCAGGAUUCACAUGAGGCCUGUAGCCCUUGUAGGACCACUUAGCACCAGUUUGGAUUGAAGCCAAGAAAAGAAUUUAUAAGGGAGCUGCGGUGUGAGGAGAUCCAAUGAGACAACGGCGGAGUCGGCGGAGAGGAAAAGAGAGAAAGCACCGUGCGCCGGCCGGCUUUAUUUGCAGAUUCUCCGACGCCAGUCGAGCAGGCACCGCAGCACUUUUGUGCCACACUGCAAAAUUCGCCUCUCUUCAUUGCACUUUUUAAUUGAAUCUUUAAGUCUCAGCCGGAAAUAACCAAGUAUGGAUUACAUUCCUGAGCCAACUGUCCGUCCUUUCCCUGACUUCAAUGCUGUCGAAGACGCCACCCUUCUGCGAAAAGCUAUGAAGGGUUUCGGCACCGACGAGCAGGCAAUCAUUGACAUCUUGUGCAACAGAUCCAACAGCCAGAGGCAGCAAAUCAAGGAUGCGUUCACAAGGGAAUAUGGCAGAGACAUAAUUGCUGACCUCAAGAGUGAGCUCGGUGGGAAAUUUGAAGACGUGAUCAUUGGGCUCAUGGAUAACCCAGUGGAAUACAUGUGCAACCAGUUGCACAAAGCCAUGAAGGGCUUGGGAACUGACGAGGAGACCAUCGUCGAGAUUAUUUGCAGUCGAAACAACAGAGAAAUCAAGGAGAUUGUUGACAAUUACGAACGAUUGUACAACCGGCCAUUGGCGGAACAUUUGUGUAGUGAAACUGAAAGCUCAUUCCGUCGUCUCCUCACUUUGCUUGUCACGGUAAUUUUCCUCACUAAUUUUGUUGACAGCGGUGCAAUUAAAAAUGUUUAUCUUUGUGGUUUUCAGGGUGUCCGUGAGGAAUUCAACAUUGACCCAGAUAAGGCCAGAGAGGAUGCUCAGAGCCUUUUUGACGCCGGGGAAGGCCAAUGGGGAACAAAUGAAGAGAUUUUCAACAAAGUGUUCAGCCACAGCAGCUAUGGUCAGCUGAGAUUGAUUUUCCAAGAAUACAAAAGCGUCUCGGGCGGAAAGUGCAUCGAAGAGUCCCUUAAGAGCGAGUUGUCUGGAGAGCUGUUGGACGGUCUGAUGGCCAUUGUUGAAUGUGUUCAGGACAAGGUUUUGUUCUACGCCAAUCGCCUCCACAAGGCGAUGGAUGGCUUUGGCACCAACGACACCACCCUGAUCAGAAUCAUCAUCAGCCGUUCUGAAAUUGACUUGGCCAACAUCAAGAGGGCCUACGAAAAGAUCUACAACAAAACUCUAAUCAGCGCUGUAAAACAGAGUGAGACAUCUGGAGACUACAAAAAGGCUUUGUUGGCCCUCAUUGGUGAUGCUUAAAGAAAAAUUGAAAAACAGCCAGCCUAAAAACCAAAUAUUAUUCUGGCAGCUAAACAGCUAAAAUCUCAUUUUGAAUAUAAAUUAAUUGUUGGUGUCAAUUGUAAAAUUAUAAAAAAGCUAGUAAUUUCAAUUAAUAUUAUAUAUUACUGAAAAAUAAUUUAUAGAAAAAAAUAAUUGAAUAGUUAUUCAGAAAUUGUGGAUUCAAUUAAUAGUACAGUAUAUUAUAGACAGUCAGUUUUUGACACAGCUAAUAAAAUAUGGAAUAAUU
Neocloeon triangulifer is the source of this 1688-nucleotide messenger RNA. RefSeq names its product annexin B10-like. The record is from RefSeq and is a predicted model, not a curated record. Bases 392 to 1420 code for a protein of 342 amino acids. Lineage: Eukaryota; Metazoa; Arthropoda; Insecta; Ephemeroptera; Baetidae. Gene Ontology annotation, cellular component: cytoplasm. The transcript is spliced from 9 exons. Gene Ontology annotation, molecular function: calcium ion binding; calcium-dependent phospholipid binding.